CAAACAAAAUAUCUGUGCGAUAUAUCCACUUUAUGCACUCAAGCAAGGAAGAAGUCCACGAGAACUCAUCAGUGUCCUGGUCUGCAGAGAAGACAGAAAUAACAUGAGCACAGAAGGAAAAGUAAUAAAAUGCAAAGCCGCUGUGCUGUGGGAGCUAAACACACCUUUUUCCAUUGAGGAGGUGGAGGUUGCACCCCCUAAGGCCUAUGAAGUUCGGAUUAAGAUAGUGGCCACAGGAAUAUGUCGAUCAGACGACCAUGCGAUUAAUGGCCAAAUUGGGGGCCGUUUUCCUAUGAUAGUAGGUCAUGAGGCAGCGGGCAUCGUGGAGAGCAUUGGAGAAGGGGUGACCACGGUCAAACCAGGUGAUAAAGUCAUCCCACUAUUUACUCCUCAGUGUGGAAAAUGCAGAAUUUGUAAACACCCUGAAGGCAACUUCUGCUUGAAAAUCGAUCUGAGCAAGCCUCCGGGGACCAUGCAGGAUGGCACCACCAGGUUCACCUGCAGGGGGAAGCCCGUCUACCACUUCCUUGGUGUCAGCACCUUCUCCCAAUACACCGUGGUGGAUGAGGACGCCGUGGCCAAAAUUGAUGCAGCUUCACCGCUGGAGAAAGUUUGCCUCAUCGGCUGUGGAUUUUCGACUGGUUACGGGUCUGCAGUCAAGAUCGCCAAGGUCACCCAGGGCUCUACCUGUGCUGUGUUUGGCCUCGGAGGUGUUGGCCUGUCUGUCGUCAUGGGCUGUAAAGCAGCUGGAGCGGCCAGGAUCAUCGCUGUAGACAUCAACAAGGGUAAAUUUGCAAAGGCUAAAGAGUUGGGCGCCACUGAAUGCAUCAACCCUCAAGACUACGAGAAACCCAUUCAUGAGGUGAUCACGGAAAUGACCGAUGGAGGUGUCGAUUUUUCCUUUGAGGUCAUUGGUCGGCUUGACACGCUGAUGGCUGCCCUUUUAUGUUGUCAUGUGGCCUGUGGCACAAGCGUCAUUGUAGGGAUACCUCCUGGUACUAACACCCUCUCGAUGAACCCUUUAAUGCUAUUGACUGGACGCACCUGGAAAGGAGGUGUUUUUGGAGGCUUUAAGAGUAAAGAGUCUGUCCCCAAACUUGUGGCUGAUUUUAUGGCUAAGAAGUUUUCAUUGGAUGCAUUAAUAACCAAUGUUUUGCCUUUUGAAAAAAUAAAUGAAGGAUUUGACCUGCUUCAACAGGGAACCCAGCUGAUUGGUACUGCAUGGAAUGGAAAUGCCAGGGAUGGUGACACCUAUGCUGUGACUGAUCGGGUGUCUGACUCCCUGCUGUGA
Molecule: messenger RNA, 1291 nt
Organism: Propithecus coquereli (Coquerel's sifaka)
Lineage: Eukaryota; Metazoa; Chordata; Mammalia; Primates; Indriidae
Gene: ADH1C
Product: alcohol dehydrogenase 1C (class I), gamma polypeptide
Exons: 9
Coding region: 104-1291 (395 amino acids)
Biological process (GO): retinol metabolic process; retinoic acid metabolic process
Cellular component (GO): cytosol
Molecular function (GO): zinc ion binding; all-trans-retinol dehydrogenase (NAD+) activity
Source: RefSeq, a predicted model, not a curated record